AUGUCCAGCAACAAUCAAAUGCAAAUGAAUCUUUCACAGGAACUUGAAGCCUUAUCAUUUACAUCCGAAGAUGAAAAGAUUAGUGAAUACUUUAACAAGCUAGGGACAUUGCCACAUGUUGAAAAAGAAGCUAAAUUUAGAGAGUUUUUAGAUAAAAGGCAUCAAGUUAGUGCUGGUACCGGUAAAAUAAAUUCUACUCAUGAUAACGAAACUUUGACACAGUUCCAGAUAAAUGAAUAUCGCGAUAAAGUAAUUAUAGAAAAAAUUGCUUCAUUCGCAAAGCAGCAUAAACUUGAGCACAUUUUCUUUGAGUUUACGACUUUUUUCAAAGGUAAUGAUUUUGGGUCCGGUGUAGAUGGUAAGCCACUUGAACAAGUUAUGUGUUCAAAUAUUAAUGUUUCUAAUCGUUUCGCCUGUAAGAAUAUCGGUGAUAAACUUUGUACAAAUUGUCGAGUUAUCCUUUAUUGCAGCAAAGAAUGUCAAAAGAUGCAUUGGAAGUUUCAUAAAAUUGAUUGUAAAUCUGACCUAGCAUCAAAAGAUUGGCGACCAGACUAUGUCAAGGAAGUGAGAAUGCCAUCAUUCUUUUCCGAUAGUCCUUCUAUGUCCUUUUUUAACCCUUUGAAAAAUGUAGAAUAUUUAUGGGGAAACAUGCCGGCAAUUGAUAUUGUUAAAUUGGAAUCUAAUGAGCUUUCAAAUGGUAAAUCAAGUUUCAAUAAGCCAAUUAAUAUUCUCUUUGCUGCAAGUGGAGAUCUCAAUGAUACUAUUAUAUCAAUGAAUGGAUUGCCGCUCGAUUUCGAUCAACCAGUUAAUAUUUGUAUUAACGAUUACGAAGAACGAAUUGUGGCUCGAAACUUUAUAAUAAUUUAUCUGCUUGCACAGCUUGGAAAGAAUGCUAUUGAUAUGGUUAUUCAAAUUUGGUAUUCAUCAGCACUUACUGAUAAACAAUCGAUUAAAUGCCUUCAAAUAUUUUGUACACUUGUUCAAAAUUCACUUAUGAAAGAAGAAAAUACAUUUGAGUUUGGUAAAAUUAAAAUUCGUACGCAUUUUAGUCUUAAAACUUGGAAGUGUCUCUUAGAAAUGAUUGCAAAUGGGGUUGAUUUACAAACAGGCGUAGUUAUGCGCAACGCUAUUAUGUUAGACCCAGACCGUAAAGAUUAUCGACACCGAUAUCUUCAACGUCUUACACCAAGCGAACGAAUUUGUUUCGAUAAUUUCCGUCAUCAUGGAAUUCUUCUCCCAUAUGGUGCGUUGAAUGCUCAUCAUAAUGCACAAAAUAGGUUCAUUUUAGAUCCGAAAUGUGGCUGGGUAAUGGCUGACAGUUCAGAUCCACUUUCAGGAUGGGAUAUAUUUAAGGUUGUUCAGGUUAAACAUGGAACAGCAGACGAAGAUCUUUAUGGGAAACUUUUUUUUUAUCUCCGUGAACAAUUUGAGAUGUUCGUUGAUCGAUUAGAAAAAUUGACAGUUAAUUUUGAUUUGUAUGAUGAGGAUGCUCUCAAACUUAACGAAAAAUUAAAAGGCAACAAAUUUGAUAGGAUUUACGUAAAUAAUCUUGGUGAUGAAUUAUAUGUUGGUAUUAAAUCCAUAUUAACCAAAUUCCGACCUCUUCUAAAUUCUAAUAACCCAUAUGCAACUCUGAUUACACUGUUCAUGAAUUGGUUACCUUCUAUACCACAAUCUGAUCAAGGAAAAUUAAUGGAAAAUGUUCUGAAGGGCGAUAAUGAUGAAUAUAAAAGUAGAUUGACAAAUAAAUUUUCAUCAUCAUCAUCCAAUACUAAUGAUAUAAUGAAUCACUUUUCUCGUUUAACAUUUGAAAUUACUGAUGAAAUGAAUGCAUUAUAUGAUCAUACCAAAGAAUUUGAAAAAUAUAUGGAAAAGAAGGGCGCGAAUAAAACCGCGAAAAAGGUUGGAUUACGUCGACGAACGGUUCAUAGAAUUGUACCUAAAAGACUCGGUAUCAGCAUGAAACAGGAUGAACAAAAUAAUGUUCUAUCGCUUGAAAACGAGAGAGAUAGGCAUUUAUGGUUUGAUGUUGGAAUGCACACAUUUUUAGAACAUUAUGCUGAGUGGGAGGUCGUAGCUUAA
This is a messenger RNA of Dentiscutata erythropus, 2082 nucleotides long. Lineage: Eukaryota; Fungi; Glomeromycota; Glomeromycetes; Diversisporales; Gigasporaceae. The record is from the annotation of a GenBank genome assembly.